Messenger RNA from Camponotus floridanus (Florida carpenter ant), 1374 nucleotides. RefSeq lists its product as uncharacterized. The transcript is spliced from 7 exons. Bases 194 to 1327 code for a protein of 377 amino acids. Gene Ontology annotation, cellular component: cilium. Gene Ontology annotation, biological process: outer dynein arm assembly; cilium movement. NCBI's taxonomy places the organism in Eukaryota, Metazoa, Arthropoda, Insecta, Hymenoptera, Formicidae. The record is from RefSeq and is a predicted model, not a curated record.
AUGAUUAUGUUAAAUAUUUCAACAUCUGCAUCCUAUUAGCAAGAACAGACUAUAAAUAUUUUACAAACAGACCGCAAGGAAUUGAUACGUAGACGCGGCCAUUGCGUGUUCAAAAAAAAGACUGAGAAUCCUAUGAAAAGGUUCGCUUGAGCAGAAAAUCGAGAGCUUGGAAGUCCGAUUGGAGCAUAUCCGAAUGAUGCAAAUUAAAGCAAAUAUCUCACGGAUGAAAUACCGCUCUGUUUCCUCCGAAUUAAAAGAGAAAUCGGUCUUUUAUGCUUCUUCUUUGAAAGACCUAGAAGAUGGCAUAAGACAACAGGAAAACGAGAUCAAACGCUUACAGGGAGUAAAGGAGGAAGCUAUAGAAUUAAGAGAUAAUACUCAAGAAACUCUGGUGAAAGAGGAAAUCGAGGAGACAAAUUCCAGUAGAAAACGCGAUUUCGUCAUCAAAGAAUACAGACAACGUGUGUCGGAGCGAAAAAUGGAGUUGGAACGGCUGGAACGCAUGAUAUUUCAUACUCGUCCGCGAGAUGAUUUCGAAACACGUGGGAAAAAUCGCAAACAAGCACAAGAAGAGAUUAUCAAGGACGAGCUGGCGCGACUGGAGGAAACGUUCGCCAAACUGCGGAAUGCUACCGGAGUGUCCAGGUCAGAGGAAGUUCUGAACCGGUUUCUGGGUCAGCAGGCGACCAAGGAGAGUCUACAGAAAAUGCGAGCGGCCACGGAACAAGAGAAGAUGAUGCUUGAAAAGAAGAGACAGGAGCUGAGCACCGAGAUAGAAACGAGAAAAUUUUCGGAAACAAAAAGCGCCGAACAGAACGCAGAGAUAGUAGCAAAACUCAACUCGCAAAUUGAGGAACAACAAUGUCGUAAAGAGAGAGCCGAGAUUGCAAGUCGACGAGUCCGAGAGCUUUUAAACGACAUAACUAGUAUGCUGUAUAAUUUGUAUGAAAAAGUUGAGCAUGCAACAGAUACUCCUCUACUUGAGAAUAUUAAAAUGGAUGAUACCUUAGAGAUUAUCCAACUGUUGACUGAUAAAGUCAAACACGAACUCGAUGAUUUCAACAUAUCUGAUAAAUAUCUUGAAGUAAUGGAUGAAGCAUUAGAGAAGUUGGAAACAAUGUCGGUGGCUACAACUUCGGCAGAAGGCAGAACAAUGCGUGUAAAUAGUGGCAAGCCAUUGUUUCCACAAUUUCCAUCCAGCGCGAUUCCGGCUGUUCCUCUUUCAGAAGACGAAGAGGAAGUCCCAUCCCGAAACACAUUAAAGAGACAAGCACAAUUACUCGUCGAUACAAAGAGUCGCCGCAAGGGUUUUGUUUUUAGAAGAUAAAUUGUUCGAAUAACAAACAAAAUUAAUUAACAAAAUUCUAUUUCGUA